Saccharomyces kudriavzevii IFO 1802 is the source of this 1902-nucleotide messenger RNA. RefSeq names its product Tda7p (gene TDA7). The coding region runs from base 1 to 1902 and encodes 633 amino acids. NCBI's taxonomy places the organism in Eukaryota, Fungi, Ascomycota, Saccharomycetes, Saccharomycetales, Saccharomycetaceae. The record is from RefSeq and is a predicted model, not a curated record. The transcript has a single exon.
AUGAGCUCUAAUAGUACCAUCGGGUGGGACACCUCUAGUCAAUCUGGUACGGAAUUACUGUCCUUCAGUGAACCGAAUAGCAGUCCAGUUUCGUCAUCGACCGAUGUUCUACUCACAUCUUCUUCAACAUUAAUACCGGAACAGGGAAGUCUGACCUCAUUGCCAACUGGUUCUGACACGUACACUCACACCUACCACUCUUCUAGUUCAACUUUUGAUGAUAAUAUGUAUUCUUCCUUCUCCGGGUCUUCGACAUACACUUUAGUAUCGUCUUCCAUCGACAGUUUAUCGAGUGGGCAAAACACAGAAAGCUCACAAUAUGAUUCAACCACUACUUCAUACUCUAUAAUUACGCCAUCUCUAUCGAUGCUUUCAUCAGCACCGUCCACAUUAUCCACAUUGCCAAUGUCGAUAUCGUCACCAUCAACAUUAUCACCACCAUCAACACUAUCAUCAACGUCGUCAUUGACAAUAUCAUUGUCAUUAUCUUCGUCGUUGUUGUCCUCUUCAUCGCCGUCAUCAUCGCCAGCAUCGACAUAUUCAAACUCCGAAGAGCUCUCGCUCGACAGCGCCUCUGCUACUUUCUCCUCAUCAAUAACUACUGCCAUAUCCCCUAGUUAUACUGCCCUGUUUUCUAUAUUUACAACUUCUUCGCAAAUUUCCAUGACUUCGCAAACCACGUCAAUAAGUUUCACACCUUCUACAACAUCAAGCGAUGACAUCAGAUUCUCUAAUUUUGAUCAGGGUACUUCCAUAUUAACAGACACUUACUCUUCCUUGCCUUUAUCAGCGACCGAUUCUUCUCUGACAGAUAAACCUUCAAAGUUGAAUUCAUCAGACUCAUCGACAUUUUCAGUUGCUUCAAAAACUACUACUUCCAUACCGACAUUAAUUUCAAUCAUAAGUUCAAGUAGUGCGCCAUCUUCAAACCGCAUUCCAUCAGGUGGUACGAAAAGCACAUAUCUGAGCUCUUCCGCCAGCAACGUUACAUAUUCUUCUCAGCUAAUGAUUUCUACUUCUAGCAGUGACGUGCCACUGACAACAAGCGCUCUCACCACCACUACGGUUGCUACGCCUUCAACGUCAACAUCUAAUCCAGCUUACAAUAUGGGACCUAUAUCAAGCUCCGGAGACUCUAAAACUAUUUAUUAUUUCUAUACUCAAGCUUACGAUAUUACUGGCUCUUCUACAACAUUUGCGACUGGUUUACCCACUACUAUCGCGCUUGCAAAAAGUGCAGCAACCUCAUUUUUGGCUCCAUCCUCAACCAUUACUGCAGAUAUGUCUUUUUAUCAGCAUUGGCUAGACGGUAGUUUGGACAAUAACCAAAAUCAAGGCACUUCGAAGUCAAACACUGGUACCAUUGUUGGAAGUGUAGUGGGUGGUGUUGGAGGCAUCCUUGUAUGUGCGCUCGUAGUUUGGUUCAUCCUGUUUAAAAAGAGAAAAGCCAAGAGAGCAUUCAAGGAAAGCGACUCCUUCUCUCACGAAAUUGGACGCAGGACGGGGUUCCCCACAACUGCUCAAGCAAAAGAGACUUCGCUCCAUGCUCAAGAGUCUGGAGCCCAACAAGGAAGCAUUGAGAAUGCUUCUACCAGUAAUCCCUUCAGCAAUGAAUUUAAUUUCAAGGCAAGGGGUGCUCCUCCAGUACCACUACCAAGGAAUGGUAUGACCAUCAAUAACUUCUCACAAACUAUGCGCAAUGAUGCUAUGAACGCGGAAAACAGAUUUUCGUACGGUUCCUCAUUUACAUAUUCGUCGUUGGGUUCAUCGACUCAGGGUGGAUUCUCUACUCUUUCUUCAAAUUCAAUACGCCUAGGACAUGGGCUAGAUAAUAAUGCCUCAAAUGACGGAAGAAGUCCUUCACAAAACAAUCCAGAAGGGUUUCUGAGAGAAAUCAUAUGA